Messenger RNA from Octodon degus (degu), 7884 nucleotides. It is a transcript of the gene Atp2b4, whose product is annotated as ATPase plasma membrane Ca2+ transporting 4. The coding region runs from base 542 to 4273 and encodes 1243 amino acids. Gene Ontology annotation, molecular function: ATP hydrolysis activity; ATP binding; P-type calcium transporter activity. The record is from RefSeq and is a predicted model, not a curated record. Gene Ontology annotation, biological process: calcium ion transmembrane transport; regulation of cytosolic calcium ion concentration. Gene Ontology annotation, cellular component: membrane; intracellular membrane-bounded organelle. Lineage: Eukaryota; Metazoa; Chordata; Mammalia; Rodentia; Octodontidae. The transcript has 22 exons.
GUGCUCGUCCCACCGCCCAGUCCAUGGGGACCCCGAGGGACCGUCCCGCCCGCGGAGACCCCGAGCUCUGCUAGAAGCACAGAGAUCCAGCUGUCAUCGAUAUCUAAGGAGUCCUCCUCUUCCUCCUCCUGCUGCUGAUCUACCACCACAGUUGCUAGUUGUCACUAAGGUCAAGGUCGUUUCCCUGUAACAUGCGCACCCUGUUUAUACCUCCAUCUGGACAAGUGAGCCUAAGCUAGGAACCUACCUGUCUUGGACAACCGUUUCCAUCACCACCCAGGGGACACCAAACCUCGUGACACGAAGUCCGUCUUCUACUUGGUUCCCCCAUCUUCUUCCUCUUCUCACUGACAGGCCUUGUACAGAAGAAAGGCUCAAGGCUGGCGUUGCGACCCUGACAAGUUAUUGUCACUGUUUUUUAACUGGGCCCUCAGAGAAGCAAGAAGCAGGAAAAGGCGGGGACCAGAAAACAAGAGACAUUGGUCAGUUGAGGGGAGACGCCUCAUCUUCUCUGGUUGAGGGGCUGGGGACCACAGGCAACAUGACGAACCCGACAGGACAUUCUUUGCCCGCCAACUCUACACCUGAGAGCCUCGAUGGGGACUAUGGCUUCACAUUAAUGGAGUUGAGGAAACUCAUGGAACUGCGUGCCGCUGAUGGAUUGACCCAGAUCAAUGUCCACUAUGGCGGGGUACAGAAUAUCUGCAGUAGACUGAAAACCUCCCCUGUGGAAGGUCUUUCUGGGAACCCUGCUGAUCUAGAGAAACGUAAACUUAAGUUUGGACAGAACUUCAUUCCCCCCAAAAAGCCCAAGACCUUCUUAGAAUUAGUAUGGGAAGCCCUUCAAGAUGUCACGCUCAUCAUCCUGGAGAUUGCCGCCAUCGUCUCCCUCGUCCUGUCCUUCUAUCGCCCCCCUGGUGGCAACAAUGAAGUGUGUGGGGAAGCCUCAAGUAGCCCAGAAGACGAAAAUGAGGCCGAAGCUGGCUGGAUCGAGGGCGCUGCCAUCCUGUUCUCAGUGAUCAUCGUGGUACUGGUGACGGCCUUCAAUGACUGGAGCAAGGAGAAACAGUUCCGGGGACUCCAGAGCCGUAUUGAGCAAGAACAAAAGUUCUCCAUCAUUCGGAAUGGUCAGCUCAUCCAGCUCCCUGUGGCUGAGAUCGUAGUGGGCGACAUCGCCCAAAUCAAAUAUGGUGACCUGCUGCCUGCAGAUGGGAUCCUGAUCCAGGGAAACGAUCUGAAGAUUGACGAGAGCUCUCUGACAGGGGAAUCAGACCAUGUCAAGAAGUCCCUGGACAAAGACCCCAUGUUGCUCUCAGGGACUCAUGUGAUGGAAGGCUCUGGCCGGAUGGUAGUGACUGCUGUGGGGAUCAACUCCCAGACGGGAAUCAUCUUUACUCUCUUAGGGGCCAGUGAGGAGGAUGAGGAAGAGAAGAAGAAGAAAGGUAAAAAACAAGGAGUCCCUGAAAAUCGCAACAAAGCAAAGACCCAGGAUGGAGUGGCCUUGGAAAUCCAGCCACUCAAUAGCCAGGAGGGGACUGACAAUGAGGAGAAGGAAAAGAAGAUGGCCAAGAUGCCCAAAAAGGAGAAGUCGGUGCUCCAGGGCAAGCUGACGCGCUUAGCUGUUCAGAUUGGAAAAGCCGGUCUGAUCAUGUCAGCUAUCACAGUUGUUAUCCUGAUUCUGUACUUCGUGAUUGACAACUUCGUCAUACAAGGCAGACCAUGGCUACCUGAAUGUACUCCCGUCUACAUCCAGUACUUCGUCAAAUUCUUCAUCAUUGGUGUCACUGUAUUGGUGGUGGCUGUGCCAGAGGGGCUGCCACUGGCUGUCACCAUUUCAUUGGCCUACUCUGUGAAGAAAAUGAUGAAAGACAACAACCUGGUGCGGCACUUAGAUGCUUGUGAAACCAUGGGCAACGCCACCGCCAUUUGCUCUGAUAAGACAGGAACGUUGACCAUGAACCGCAUGACGGUGGUACAAGCUUACAUUGGGGGCACCCAAUACCGUCAGAUCCCAAGCCCCGAGGUCUUAGCACCCAGGGUCCUGGACCUUAUUGUCAAUGGCAUUUCUAUCAACAGCGCUUAUACAUCUAAGAUUUUGCCUCCAGAGAAGGAGGGAGGUCUGCCACGGCAGGUGGGCAACAAAACCGAAUGUGCUCUGCUGGGCUUUGUCACCGACCUGAAGCACGAUUACCAGGCUGUGCGUAAUGAGGUGCCGGAGGAGAAGCUCUACAAGGUGUACACCUUCAACUCCGUGCGCAAGUCCAUGAGCACUAUCAUCCGGAAACCCAGCGGGGGCUUCCGCAUGUUCAGCAAGGGCGCCUCUGAGAUCAUCCUGCGCAAGUGUAAUCGAAUCCUGGACAAGAAAGGGGAAGCACUGCCAUUCAAGAAUAAGGACCGAGAUGACAUGGUACGCACUGUCAUUGAGCCUAUGGCCUGUGAAGGGCUCCGGACGAUCUGCAUAGCUUACCGGGAUUUCGAUGAUGUAGAACCCUCAUGGGAUAACGAGAAUGAGAUCCUCACAGAACUGACCUGUAUUGCAGUGGUGGGCAUUGAAGAUCCUGUGCGUCCAGAGGUUCCAGAAGCUAUUGCCAAAUGCAAACGAGCUGGCAUUACUGUCAGAAUGGUGACAGGUGACAACGUCAACACAGCCCGGGCCAUUGCCACCAAAUGUGGCAUUCUGACAGCUGCAGAUGACUUCUUGUGCUUAGAAGGCAAAGAAUUCAACAGACUCAUCCGCAAUGAGAAAGGCGAGGUCGAGCAAGAAAAGCUGGACAAGAUCUGGCCUAAGCUCCGGGUGCUGGCGCGAUCUUCUCCCACUGACAAGCACACCCUGGUGAAAGGCAUCAUCGACAGCACUGUUGGAGAACAGCGACAGGUGGUGGCUGUCACUGGGGAUGGCACCAACGACGGGCCUGCCCUGAAGAAAGCAGAUGUUGGCUUUGCCAUGGGCAUUGCAGGCACAGAUGUAGCAAAGGAGGCAUCUGACAUCAUCCUAACAGAUGACAACUUCACCAGCAUCGUGAAAGCAGUGAUGUGGGGACGCAACGUCUAUGACAGCAUCUCCAAGUUCCUGCAGUUCCAGCUCACUGUCAAUGUGGUGGCUGUGAUUGUGGCCUUCACAGGAGCCUGCAUCACUCAGGAUUCCCCCCUGAAAGCCGUGCAGAUGUUGUGGGUUAAUCUAAUCAUGGAUACUUUUGCUUCACUGGCCCUGGCCACAGAGCCCCCCACAGAGUCUCUGUUAAAGCGUCGCCCCUAUGGCCGGAAUAAGCCUCUGAUCUCGCGUACUAUGAUGAAGAACAUCUUGGGCCACGCGGUCUAUCAGCUUGCUGUCAUCUUUUUCCUUGUCUUUGCUGGUGAGAAAUUCUUUGAUAUUGAUAGUGGGAGGAAGGCCCCGCUGCACUCCCCGCCCAGCCAGCACUACACCAUUGUUUUCAACACCUUCGUGCUGAUGCAGCUCUUCAAUGAAAUCAACUCCCGCAAGAUCCACGGUGAGAGGAACGUCUUUUCAGGCAUCUAUCGCAACCUCAUCUUCUGCUCUGUGGUCCUGGGCACAUUCAUCAGCCAGGUUCUUAUUGUGGAAUUUGGGGGUAAACCCUUCAGUUGCACCAAGCUCAGCCUGUCCCAGUGGUUGUGGUGUCUCUUAAUUGGGAUUGGAGAACUCCUGUGGGGCCAGAUCAUCUCUGCGAUACCUACUCAGUCUCUGAAGUUCCUGAAGGAGGCUGGCCAUGGCACUACCAAAGAGGAGAUCACCAAGGACGCUGAGGGGCUGGAUGAGAUUGACCACGCUGAAAUGGAGCUGCGCCGAGGCCAGAUCCUCUGGUUCCGGGGCCUGAACCGUAUCCAGACGCAGAUUGAAGUUAUUAACACAUUCCAGACGGGAGCCUCUUUUAAGGGAGUCCUAAAGCGGCAGAACAUGGGUCAGCACCUUGAUGUAAAACUCGUUCCUAGCUCAUCCUAUAUCAAAGUGGUCAGAGCAUUCCAUAGUUCCCUCCAUGAAAGCAUUCAGAAACCCAAGAACCAAAACUCCAUCCACAACUUCAUGACCCACCCUGAAUUCACCAUAGAUGAGGAGUCGCCACGAACACCACUGUUGGAUGAGCAAAAGGAAGAAGACCUUGAAGAUGUUUCUGAGACUGGGACUACGGUGCACUCAUUGGAAGAUGAGGUCACUGCACGUGCUAACCAAAACAACAAUGUGGUGGAUUGCAACCAAGUGCGAAUUGUUCCCUCCCAUUCAGACAACCCUCUACAAAACCUGGAGACAUCGGUUUGAACUUUCAUUCUCUGACUCCCACCCCUGUUGUCCCUAUUUUCCUCUUCAUCUGUCCCAUCUAUGAGGUGAUGAUGGGACUCUCACUGUCAUGUCAACUGCUCCUAAGUGUGUGAGACCCUUCCCCCUACCUGACUAUGAAGAAGCAAGAACACAGACCUGCAGAGAUUUCAACUUAAACUUGAGUUUGUAGCAGGACCCAAGCAGGUAAUUGUAGAAUCUGUUCCUUGGGGCAUCAGUUGUCAUUUGUAAAGGAACGUGGCCAGUCCUCCUGGCAUCAGCCCAUCCCAAAUUCUCCCCAGUGUUCGUACAUGUCAUCAUCUCCCACCUUCUGGAUUUUAUCCUCUGAGGCUCUACCAUUUGUAAGCUAGGGCUUUAGAGAGAGCUAAAUGUCCACAAAUGAAAUUUGUUGAUGCAAGGAUAGAAUGUAUAUGUCAGCCAGUAUAGUGAUGGUUUUAAAAAAGCUUUUCCUGUUUUGAAAACUUACACCUGAAGGCCUCUAGCUUUUUCUGCACCUGGUGUUCUUUGGUCUUUUGUGACCCUGUCAUCCAUCCUUUCACUUUUCUAAAAAUUGCGAUAAUUAAGAGAAUGAAAGGGACUUGAUUCAACUUUGACCAUCCUCCUUUAGGGCCUCAAUGGAACCCUUGACUUGGUUCUAGAGGCAGAUGGGUUUCUUUGCUAAAAGAGUCCUUUUGAGGCCAUUAGUAGCUGAUGAGAAUGUUUCCUCUUGUUGCCAAGUUAGCGUCUGCUUCUAGACUGCCAUCUUGCCAGGUGUAUGUGGUCUUUAUGUGCCAGAGAGAUCACUCUUGACCAUGCAGCUUAACGUGUGUAAUACAAGUGCAUGCAGUUUUUGCUAUGGGCCUGAGCAUCUUUCUGUUCCAAAAGAAUGCAUUUGGUAUGGCCCUGCCUGCUAACUCAUCCUGGAGUUUGAGGACCAGAAGCUGGCAGGCCUGGGACAAGACAGACCAUCAAAUCAGACUUAUGGGGUCCUCCUUGGGGUAACUGCUGCUUUCAAAGCCAUCUCCAGGGCUCCUCCGGGAUAAGACCUGAUUGUUGAGGGAGUGUUGAGAAGCCAAAGAGCCACUCUGGCUGGAUCUAAGGAAACCCCCCUGCAGGCUCUAUAAACCUUGAGCUUAGGUGCUUGGGUCCCCAGCUUUGACCUUCUCUUCAGUUUCCUAAUUCUCCUCUUUGCAAGGUCCAUAGUUUGUUCAGACUCAGAAUGUUCCAGCCUUUUGUGAACAUUCUGAUUUUGUAGAUACAAGUAGGGGGGAGGUGCCAUGGCAUUGCACACAGACUCAAGGAGGAAAACCCAGGCCCUGGACAGCACCCCCCCCCCAUCCACCUUGAGUGUUCUCUUUGCAGCGUGCUCCAGCUGCCGACCAUGAGAGCCCUGUGCCAUCUUUCCCUUCUUGCCCCACAUCCACCUGCUUCUCAGGACUUGGGGACUCAGCUAAGACUUCCUGGGACAAGGUGGAACCACAUUAGCAGGAGCUUCGUGUUAUCCCUGCUGGUACUAAGCUCUCUUGUGAAGGUGAAGCUAAGGGAAGUCCCCAAUUCCCACCUCCCAUUAGACCAGCAAAGCCAGCCCCCUCUUCCAGAGUGUUGGGACUAUGGAGGAGGCAGUAAGGCCCUUAGGAACUGCCACAUUGCCACUUGAGAGAGGAAGGUGACCUGAACCUACCCAUCCAGGCUUUUCUUCCAGACCCAUCCUCCCUCGCCCCUUGCACCUGAGCUGUCCUAGGUUAAGAAGAAUAAAAUACAAUACACAAUCUGUCAUUAUAGGAAAACAACCUUGAUUUUGGUGUUGUGAGUGUUACAUGUUUCAGCAAUCUUUUCUUUGUCUUAAAUACUCAUGGGGAAAAAAACCAGCUUACCCAAGGUGUGAAGUGUUCACACACAUACUUAUUAAGUACAUUGGAAGAUUUAAUUCUGUCACGUCUUUUAUUACCUCAGAUCAUUUAAAGAAGCAAGCCAAUACCAAGCUUUGGAGGCCAUUUUACCAUUCCUGCCCCCAAAAGACUCUCAUGGUGCCAGACAGGUUACUCCUGAGGUCUUGUGUCUACUUUUUUAAAGUCAACGGUGUGUGUGUGUGUGUGUGUGUGUGUGUGUGUGUGUGUGUGUGUUCUAGUUUCCAUAGAGAGAAAAUAUAGAAAUAUUAUGCAAAAAUAUAGUUUUCUUUAGAUCAGAAACUGAUAUUUUUGAGUCAGCCAUAUGUAUUUUCUUUGAAGGGUUUAAAAUAAAAGUAAGCACCGUCAUGUAAGCCUGUGGAAGGGAGCACAUAAACAGCUGACUGGCAUGACAGGUGACUUAGUAUACUUGUAAUUGGUUUCAAAACCAAUACACUGUACUUCCUUUCUCCAAAUAGCCAUCUUUAUACUUAGGGAAAAAAUUUGUUGGGUUUUAGACUUUUUUAAUAUAAAUUGUGUUGAUAUGAAAUUCAGUUUAAGUGUUUAUGUGCAUAUGUUUUUAUAUAUAUAAGUUUUUUUCUAUUUAGUUUCAGUGAUCCAACUGGCAGUGAGUAAAUAUGGCGUAAGUUAAUGCUUUUCCCCAAAAUGGUGCUUUGGAUUUGAAAAGGGUCAGGUGGGGAGGAAGAGAGAAUGGCAUCCUGGUUCCUGUCUGGAUAACUCUAGAAAAUGAACAACCAGCUGUGGCUAGGGAAGAGGACGUCCAGCAGAGAGACAGUAUCAAGCGGGUGGCUGUGUGCCCUGUCCCAGCCCUGCAGAGGUGGGCUGCCUGGCUUCUCUGCAGCCAGUAGUUAGGGUCAGAAGCCUUCUGUGGACUCAUGUUUCUUGAGAAUGAGCCCACAGAGUAUACCAGAGACGGAUGAUCUCUCCUGGUUUGUGGGGACACUCGGAUUUAUGGUUUGCAUUUUUUUUAUGGUUCUCUCACUCCUUGUUCCCCUGGAGUUUUUCCAUUAGUGAGUUUUUGUGCAAGGAUCUGAGCUGUGACUUCUUUCUCCCCUAGAAAGGUUUUGUGCAGUAUGUUAGAUGAGAGACAGAAUACCAAGUAGAAAAACAAUGGCUGGUUCUAGCCCUGGGUGACAGUAUCGGGGCUGUGUCUUUCUCUUAGGCAUCUUCUGUCCUCUGAAAUGACUCUCCCAUCUCUUAAAAAUACCGAGAGAGAGCCUGUCUAGAAAUCCCUCCCUUUGUGGAAUAUUAUGGAUUGGGUUUUCUUCCCUUUGAGCUUUAGUGGGGAGAGUUUGCACAGAUACGUCUGAGUGAUGACCUCACUGCCAAAAUCCUGGAGGGCGUGGCAAAUACGAACGUGCCAGAACACCUCUUGAUGUAGCUCUCCUUUCUUUCUUACCUCCCGUGUCCUACGAUCGAAGCCACCCAUGGCACCACACCGUCUUCACAUAUGCUCACCUUUCAGAACUAGGGACCACUGCACUGCACUAGUAGGGGUGGGCACUGACAAAUGCCUGCUAUUCUUAAGCCAUUCCAACCUCUUCCUCAGAGUAGACCAGACCUUUAUUUAGCUCAGUGCCAGAAUUUUUGCCUUCCCAUCUCUGCAGUUAAUACUUGCUAUGCCCUUUCCGCAUUUCUUUUUAUUUUUUAAUUCUUCCCCAGUACUGGGGAUUAAACCCAAGGCCUUCUUCACACUGAGCUACAUCC